GCGCCUGGGUCCCAACCCCGGUCCCUGUCCCGUCGGUCCUAGUCCUUGGCCUGUGUGUCCCAGCCAUGAGCUCCACGCAGUUCAACAAGGGACCCUCGUACGGGCUGUCGGCCGAGGUCAAGAACCGGCUCCUGUCCAAGUACAACCCGCAGAAAGAGGUGGAGCUCCGCAGCUGGAUCGAGGGCCUCACGGGCCUCCCCAUCGGUCCUGACUUCCAAAAGGGCCUGAAGGACGGGGUCAUCCUGUGCACACUCAUGAAUAAGCUGCAGCCGGGCUCUGUCCCCAAGAUCAACCGCUCCAUGCAGAACUGGCACCAGCUAGAAAACCUCUCCAACUUCAUCAAGGCCAUGGUCAGCUAUGGAAUGAACCCCGUGGACCUGUUUGAGGCCAAUGACCUGUUUGAGAGCGGGAACAUGACACAGGUCCAAGUGUCUCUGCUUGCGCUGGCGGGGAAGGCCAAGACAAAGGGGCUGCAGACUGGAGUGGACAUUGGGGUCAAGUACUCAGAGAAGCAGCAGCGGAACUUUGACGAUGCCACCAUGAAGGCCGGCCAGUGUGUCAUCGGGCUACAGAUGGGCACCAACAAAUGUGCCAGCCAGUCGGGCAUGACGGCCUAUGGCACCCGGCGGCACCUCUAUGACCCCAAGAACCACAUCCUGCCCCCCAUGGAUCACUCCACCAUCAGUCUGCAGAUGGGCACCAACAAGUGCGCCAGCCAGGUGGGCAUGACAGCGCCAGGGACCCGGCGACACAUCUACGACACCAAGCUGGGGACCGACAAGUGUGACAACUCCUCCAUGUCCCUACAGAUGGGGUACACGCAGGGCGCCAACCAGAGUGGCCAGGUGUUCGGUCUCGGCCGCCAGAUCUACGACCCUAAGUAUUGCCCUCAGGGCACAGUGGCAGAUGGGGUCCCCUCCGGGACCAGUGACCUCCCAGAGGAGGCCUCGGAGUACCCACCUUACUAUCAGGAGGAGGCUGGCUGCUGAGGCACCAGCUGACGCUUCUACGGUCUCUCCAUCCGGGUUUUCAUUUUUUUUCUUUCCUUUUUUCUUUUUCUCUCUUUCUUUCAACAUAUUCAGUGCUGUGGGGUUGGGUGGGAUGGGGUGGCUGCGAGCUCUUUUUUCUCCCAUUUUUUUCUUUUGUUUUUUGUUUUUUGAGAC
Messenger RNA from Fukomys damarensis (Damara mole-rat), 1163 nucleotides. It is a transcript of the gene Cnn2, whose product is annotated as calponin 2. Bases 66 to 989 code for a protein of 307 amino acids. Lineage: Eukaryota; Metazoa; Chordata; Mammalia; Rodentia; Bathyergidae. Gene Ontology annotation, molecular function: actin binding. Gene Ontology annotation, biological process: actomyosin structure organization. The record is from RefSeq and is a predicted model, not a curated record. The transcript has 7 exons.